AUGCUGUCAAUAAACCGAUCCCCGCCGGUCAUGACGGCGUUCUUCCGACACACAUCAGUGACUAGGAUACCGAUCAUUAGAAACUGGAAGCCCGCCAAAAGAUACAGCUCUUCCAACGUUGUCGGCUCAGUGAAAGUCGACCAGACCAAAAAAUCUAACAAUCCCUCUAGAGCCCACGAGACAGACCACACAGAGCAGGCACAAAGAACCGGCAGCAGCAAAGGAAGAGAUCAUCCGGCUAAGCAACCAGAUCCGCAGGAGAGUCCGAGCAAGGCAACUGGAAUCCAGUCGGAGGGACCUGAUUCCAAAGCAGGGGCGAAGGAGGACAAAGGGGUCACCACUGAUCGUGGUGCCGGGCCAUUCAUGAAGCAGUGA
Molecule: messenger RNA, 375 nt
Organism: Exophiala bonariae
Lineage: Eukaryota; Fungi; Ascomycota; Eurotiomycetes; Chaetothyriales; Herpotrichiellaceae
Exons: 1
Coding region: 1-375 (124 amino acids)
Source: RefSeq, a predicted model, not a curated record